Messenger RNA from Solanum stenotomum, 1233 nucleotides. RefSeq lists its product as uncharacterized. Bases 1 to 1233 code for a protein of 410 amino acids. Gene Ontology annotation, molecular function: zinc ion binding. The record is from RefSeq and is a predicted model, not a curated record. Lineage: Eukaryota; Viridiplantae; Streptophyta; Magnoliopsida; Solanales; Solanaceae. The transcript has a single exon.
AUGGUAAACGAGGAUAGUCAUAGGUUCAUGUAUUAUUUCUUGGCCUUUGGUGCUUGCAUUAAGGGAUUUGCCCACAUGAGAAAGGUAAUUGCGGUUGACGGCACUCAUUUACAUGGUAAAUACGAGGGCGUGUUGUUGAGCGUUGUUGCACAAGAUAUGGAGAAUCAUGUUUAUCCGAUUGCCUUUUGUUUCAUGGACAAAGAAAAUGAUGCAUCUUGGACAUUCUUCUUUGAGAAAUUGAAGGAAAUUGUGAUCGAUGAACCAGAUUUGUGUUUUAUCUCUGAUAGAUACAAGAGUAUCGCCAACAGUAUUGUGAACAUUUACAAUCAUGCUCACCACGGAUAUUGUAUGAGGCACCUCGGUGAAAAUCUCCGCGUAAAUCAUCAUUGUGGAGAUUACAUUUAUCUUUACUACAAUGCGGCAAAGGCUUACUCUUUGGAGGAGUUUGACAAUCAUUUUGUAGAAUUCAAAAACAAAUGCCCCACGGCAACCGUUGUCCUUAAGAAUGAUAUUGGUUUUGAGAAGUGGAGCAGGGCACAUUUUUUUGGCAAUAGAUAUGAUGUGAUGACCACAAAUAUCGCCGAGUCACUCAAUGUUAUGUUGAUAGACGAAAGAGAGUAUCACGUGGCAUCUAUAUUUAAUUCGAUUGCUAAGAGGUUUGGAGAAUUGUUUAGGGAGAAGCAUGCAUAUAUCCUCAAAUCAAUGGGUAAUCAAAUAGUGUCGGCUGCGGAAAAAAUCGCAAGAAAAAAAAUAAUAGAGGGCGACUCCUUGUAUGUGGAAAAUAUAAUCGGGGACGACAAUCAAUUUAUCGUGUUCGGUGCGGGCGUUACUGCCUAUGUGGACCUACUGGAAAAGUCAUGUUCAUGUAGGGAAUAUGACUUUAUCAAGAUACUUUGUGCUCACGCGAUGACCGUUUUGCGAUCGAAGCAUGGCAAUGAGUAUGGUAUGAGCAUCUAUGAGUAUUCUUCUCCUUUGUAUAAAGUUGAAGCGUACCUUCUUGCAUACAUGGAUUCUAUUAGUGUUGUCCCUCUCGAGUUGAAAUGGUGUGUUCCAGAAGAAUUGCUUAAUGUGAACAUUCUUCCGCCUCUUGUCGAUACCAAGCUUAGAAGAAAAAGAAGAAAACGUGUCAAAGGCAUCGGUGAGAAUUUCAAGAGCAAGAGAAAGAAAAAAUAUUCAAUUUGUAAGAGAACCGGACACAAGAGAACUACAUGUGUGAACAACAAUAAAUCUUAA